Messenger RNA from Rhodofomes roseus, 1766 nucleotides. RefSeq names its product MFS general substrate transporter. The record is from RefSeq and is a predicted model, not a curated record. Bases 13 to 1719 code for a protein of 568 amino acids. Gene Ontology annotation, cellular component: membrane. Lineage: Eukaryota; Fungi; Basidiomycota; Agaricomycetes; Polyporales; Fomitopsidaceae. The transcript is spliced from 13 exons. Gene Ontology annotation, molecular function: transmembrane transporter activity. Gene Ontology annotation, biological process: transmembrane transport.
GCUUCUGCCGAUAUGACUACCGUACUCCGUGCGUUCAGCGCGGGCCCGAGCUCUGACCUUUCCAAGGACAGCGACGACAAGCUAAGCAGCGCCGUCAGUCUCGAGCAAGUCCCCUCGCUCGGAGCGCCGGUCGAAGAGAACAAGGGCUUCUUCCUGUGGCGCCGAUCUAAGCGAGACCCGGACAGCAUUGCGACUCAGCCGUCCGUUUUCGACGAUCCCGCUACAGUUGAUCUCUACAGACCACCGCCGGUCUACGAGAGUGCCCAUCGCUUCGACCCGUUGGCGCGGUGGACAUGGCGGGACGAGAAUCGACUCGUGCGCAAAAUCGACUGGCGCAUCAUGGUCUGGGCUUGGAUCAUGUUCUUCGCCCUGGACCUGGACCGCGCGAACAUCAGCCAGGCGAACACGGACAACUUCCUCAAAGACCUGCAUAUGACCACGAACGACUUUAACACGGGAAAUAUGCUAUUCAAGCUUUGCUUCUUAAUUGCCGAGCUUCCUUCGCAGCUAAUCUCGAAGAGGAUCGGUCCCGACAAAUGGAUUCCCAGUCAGAUGAUCCUGUGGAGCGCAGUGUCUCUGGCGCAGUUCUGGCUUAACGGCCGCAGUUCAUUCCUCGCGACACGUGCCUUGCUCGGAUUCAUGCAAGGGGGCUUCAUCCCAGACGUCAUUCUCUAUCUGUCGUACUUCUAUACCAGGAAAGAGCUUACUAUCAGGCUUGCGUGGUUCUGGGUGUCCAACUACGUGGCCGCCCUAGUUAGUGCAUUCCUUGCUACAGGAAUUUUGAAGAUGAGAGGCGUCGGCGGUCACGCAGGGUGGCGAUACAUGUUCCUGAUCGAGGGUGGCUUGACGCUUCUCGUCGGAAUCGCCUCCUUCUACAUGAUGCCUCCCAGUCCCACGCAGACGAGAGCUUGGUAUAGACCGAAGGGCUGGUUCUCUGAGCGUGAGGAAACCAUCAUCGUCAACCGAGUCCUGCGAGACGAUCCCGCGAAGUCGGACAUGCACAACAGGGAAGGUCUCUCGGUGCUGCAAAUAUUGAACAUCUUGAAGGACUGGAGGAUGUGGCCGCUCUACAUCCUUGGCCUCACACACAUGAUUCCCAUAAAUCCCCCGCAGACCUAUCUUACGCUCUCGCUGCGCAACCUCGGCUUCAAUACGACCCAGUCGAACCUUCUCACCAUCCCUUCGACAGCGUUGGGUAUCGUUGGGCUUCUCGUUGUCUGCUACCUCAGCGAGAGCGUUGACAGCCGGGUCGGCACCUCUGUCAUCCUACAGUUCUGGGCGCUCCCGCUGCUGAUUGCAUUGACCACGUUCACCAAGGAAACGUCGCAGUGGGUCUACUAUGUCGUCGUCACGUUGAUCACCGGGUACCCCUACGUGCACCCCAUACAAGUCGCGUGGGCGUCCGCGAAUUCGUACGGAGUGGGGACAAGAACGGUAUCGGCUUCCGUAUACAACAUGUUCGUGCAAGCGGGCGGCAUAGUGGCAUCUUACAUUUAUCGCGCCGAUGAUGCGCCGCUCUAUCUACGCGGAAACAAAGAUUUGAUCGGUAUCACAUGCAUGAACAUCGCGCUCUAUUUCUUGACUUGGUUAUUCUAUCGCACAAUCAACAAGAACAGGGAUAAGAAAUGGAACUCGUUGACGCCUGAGGAACAACAAGAUUACCUAGACAAGACGGCUGACAAGGGCAACCAGAGACUGAACUUCCGCUUUGUGUACUGAUCGUACUCGGGGUCGCAUUUCGCGGUCUUGAUCGUACGCUCCGGGUG